Sturnus vulgaris (Common starling) is the source of this 1090-nucleotide messenger RNA. It is a transcript of the gene DNAJC5G, whose product is annotated as DnaJ heat shock protein family (Hsp40) member C5 gamma. Lineage: Eukaryota; Metazoa; Chordata; Aves; Passeriformes; Sturnidae. The record is from RefSeq and is a predicted model, not a curated record.
AUGGCGGAGCCCCCGCGGCCGCAGCGGAAGCUGUCCCGGGUCGGGGAGAGCCUGUACCGCGUGCUGGGGCUGCAGAAGGGCAGCUCCCCCGAGGAGAUCAAGAAGGCCUACCGGAAGCUGGCUCUCAAGUACCAUCCCGACAAGAACCCCGAUGACCCGGCGGCGGCCGAGCGGUUCAAGGAGAUCAACAGCGCCCACGCCACCCUGAGCGACGCGGACAAGCGGCGCCUGUAUGACCAGUACGGCUCCCUUGGCCUCUACGUGGCCGAGCAGUUCGGCGAUGAUGCUGUCCGGCACUACUUCCUUAUGUCCAAGUGGUGGUUCCAGGCACUCCUGCUAUGCUGCGGUGCCCUCACCUGCUGCUGCUGCUGCUGCUGCUGCUUCUUCUGCUGCGGGACGUGCUGCCAGCCCAAGGAGGACGAGUCCUACAAGUACGUGGACCCCAAGGACCUGGAGGCACAGAUGCGUGCAGAGGACAGCGAUCCUGUUGUAGCACAGCCCCCGCCUGCCAGCACGGAGCCGCUGCCAGCCAGCACCAGGAGUGAUGCCUGAGGCCGGCCCCAUCCCGCCGACUCCCCCAGGACUUGGGGCAGGCAUUCUCCUUUGGGACUGUCACUUUCUGGGACCAUGGUCCCGCCCCUCCCGACUGGCUCGUCAGCCCCGGGAGGGAUAGAAUCUCAGGUUAAUUUGGCCAGCAUCAAUGCACAGGCUCCUGGGCCCUUGCUCGAGCUCCAGGGCAAUGCCCCGGCGUCCCAGCACUGGUGGUGGCAGUGGCCUGGAGCCCGUGCUGCUGUGGCCCUCUUUAGUGCCUUGCCUGUGCCCCUGUCGGGCACCGAGCACCAGGCACGAGCAGAGAUGCUCCAGGCCGAGCUCCGUGGCUCGGGCAAGGGAGCUGAGCGUGUCCAAGACCAUUAGCACUGUAACCUCUGGGGCUGGGCUGAGCCCGCUGCCCCCUCAUGCCGCCCUCCCGAUGGGUGCUGGGUGCCAAACGCUGCUGUGGGGUUGGGGUGCUUCUGUCUGUACCCCUUUCCUCUGCCCUCUGGGUUUGUCUGGGUUUUUGUGGGCACCAUUAAAGGCUGACGGGAGGGAA